AUGUCAGUUAUUCGUGAGAGACAUCCACUCACUUCUCUUAAUCAGCUUCAAAAUCUGUUUGGAAAGACUAAACCUUAAGAGACUUCUUAAAAUAUAUGUCCAGAGAAGCCUCGUGGUGCCAGUAAACCUAAAUAAAAAACUGAAUGUUCUAGGAGAGAAAUUUCCAAUAUUUAGAAGAGUUAGUACACAUUACAAUCCCAAAAAUUAUAUACUAGUCAUUUAGAUAACAUUAAAUCAUCAAGAGCUUUUAAUGUAAAGAGCUAAGAUCUUUUACUCUCACCUGAAAGAUAAGAUUCACUUUAAUAGGAGAAUAAAGUACUUGAUAAUCAAAUUGAUAAAAAAAGAAUCCUUAAAUAAUCUGUUGAACAUUCAAAUGAUCCUAAUCUUAAACUUAUAAACUCAGAGGAACCAUCUAAAAAGAUUGAAUAAUCAUAAACUAUCUAACUCAAAAAUCUUAUUUAAGCUAAGUAAUUGAGAGACACGAAUAAUGAAAAUUUUGAAAAGCAAAAGAACUCCAGAAGAGAAAAACAUGUUGCUUAAAUUUUAUAUGAUGAUAGUAAAAAUAGAAAUCAAAAAAACUAAUAGAACAGUUAAAGCUCUGCUACAAAUGAAACUAAAUUAUCAGAAAUCACUCAACAAUGGUUUAUCUAAAGAUUUAUUAAGGACUUCUAUUUCUUCCUUAGUAAUACUGAAAGUGUCAAAAUUAGUUGGGAUUACUCUAAAAUUUAUGAAAAUGAUUUUCAAUAAAUUCUUUUAGGACUAGGAUUUGGUGAAAGUAAAGAAUUAUGGAACGAUUUUACUAAUGGCUCAUUUAUUCUUUCCAGAAAUAUGCUUAUCAUCUUACUUGCUAUUCUAAAUGUACCUGUUUAGUAGAUACCUCUUUACAUACCUAAAGAUAAUGAACAAGUUUCUUUAGCAUCGCAUUAUAAAAAUGAUUAAAAUGGCAAUCUUAUAUUAUCACCCUAAGAUUGUGUUGAUAUACACAACAAAUACAAACAACUUUAUUUGAACACAAAAUAAAUUCAUGGAAAUGGUUAAAGAAGAAAUAUUGAAAAAUCUAAAUCACCUCCAUAAGUUAUCAAUUUAUUAAGUAAUAGAUCACGCGAUAUGGCAAACAAGAAGAAGAACAAUCUUAAUAUUAAUGAAUGGUUUGCUCAAUAAGAAUAAAAAAAAAAGGACAAUAUUGAUAAAUUGAAAAAUCAAUUAGAACAAUAUGAAGACACUAAAGACAUUAAAUCAACUAUCAAACCUGUUGCAAUUGAUUUAACUUAAUUAAGCAAACCAAUCAAAAAAUAAUAGGAUAAAUCAACUAUUGAUCUUGAAUUUGAAAAUCAAUAGUAAUUUUGUACUUUUUCUCCACAAAUUAAUCCUAUGAAAAAUUUUCCUAAUUCAACUGCCUCUACUUAAUAUGACAUUGAUUAAUAAGCAAAAAGAUUAAGAGAGGCUAGAGUAAGAUAAAAAACACUCGAAAAAUUGAAAAGCACUGGAAAUACCACAAAUAAUGAAAGUAGAACAUAGAUUAAAUAAUAAACAGAAUAAUCAAUGAGUUUAGAACCAAAAUGUAAAAAAAUUAAAAGUAAACCUAUUUUUCUAAAUUUUCCUAUUUUGUAUAUAGAUGUAAAAGUAGAUGAUGCAAAAACUGUAAGAUUACCAGUAUUUAAUGGAGAUAACUCUGAAAGUUUAGCUACCAAAUUUGCACUAGAUCAUAGUAAAUUUUUUAUAAAUAAAUUUAAGAUUUAGACAAUUCUUUAGAAGAAAGACUUAAAGACUUACUAGAAGAGUAAAUAAAUUCUGUCUAAGAAUAAUAGUUAUGA
This is a messenger RNA of Paramecium sonneborni, 1814 nucleotides long. The record is from the annotation of a GenBank genome assembly. NCBI's taxonomy places the organism in Eukaryota, Ciliophora, Oligohymenophorea, Peniculida, Parameciidae.